Messenger RNA from Otolemur garnettii (small-eared galago), 381 nucleotides. RefSeq names its product prostate and testis expressed 1 (gene PATE1). The transcript has 5 exons. NCBI's taxonomy places the organism in Eukaryota, Metazoa, Chordata, Mammalia, Primates, Galagidae. The record is from RefSeq and is a predicted model, not a curated record. Bases 1 to 381 code for a protein of 126 amino acids.
AUGGACAGGUCCCUCAUGCUGGGACUCCCUAUCCUGCUGUGCUGCUUUACAGUACUAUCUGGGUCACUUCUACACAGAGAUGACACUGACAAUGAAAUAAUUGUUCAGGAAGACAAUUAUUAUGGCCUACAAAUUAUUCAGUGCAGGAUGUGCCACCUCCAGUUUCCAGGGGAAAAGUGCUCCCGAGGACGAGGCAUAUGCACUGCGACAUCACAAGAAGCCUGCACCGUGGGGAGGAUUUUCAGAAAGGAUGGAACUCCCUGGUUAACCUUCAUGGGCUGCCUAAAGAACUGUGCUACUGUGAAAAACAUAAACUGGGGUGUCUAUUUGGUGAACUUCAACUGCUGCAGGGGCUAUGACCUCUGUAAUGAAAUGCUUUAG